ACAUGGCCCCUGGAAGAUGCCAUCUCCAGCAACGGUUUCAUUUGCAGCGUUAAACCCGAGAUUAAACUCCUUUGCAUGGUUAGCCUUCGUUACUGUAAGUGUACUAAAGUUUGGAUUCCUGACCCUGAUGAAGUUUGGAGAUCAGCAGAAAUUAUCAAGGAUUACAAAGAGGGAGAUAAAAGCCUCCAUCUGAAACUUGAAGAUGAAAGUAUCUACGAAUGUCCUGUUGACCCCCAAGGAAAGGAGCUGCCGUUGCUGCGCAAUCCAGAUAUCCUGGUUGGAGAGAAUGACCUGACGGCCCUGAGCUACCUGCACGAGCCUGCAGUCCUCCACAAUCUCAAAGUCAGGUUCCUUGAGUCCAACCACAUCUACACAUACUGUGGUAUUGUCCUCGUUGCCAUCAAUCCAUAUGAGCACCUGCCAAUCUACGAAGAUGAUGUCAUCUACGCGUACAGUGGCCAAAACGUGGGGGAUAUGGAUCCUCACAUCUUUGCAGUGGCAGAGGAAGCCUAUAAGCAGAUGGCCAGGGAUGAGAAGAACCAGUCCAUCAUUGUGAGUGGAGAGUCAGGUGCUGGAAAGACAGUCUCUGCCAAAUACGUCAUGCGCUUCCUUGCAACCGUCGGUGGUUCUCCCAGUGAGACCAACAUCGAAGCCAAAGUCCUUGCGUCGAGCCCCAUUAUGGAGGCAUUUGGAAAUGCUAAAACGACAAGGAAUGACAACAGCAGUCGCUUUGGGAAAUACAUUCAGAUCGGCUUUGAUAAAAGAUACCGCAUCAUUGGUGCCAAUAUGAGGACAUAUCUGUUGGAAAAAUCACGAGUUGUAUUCCAGUCAGAGGAUGAGCGCAACUACCGCAUCUUCUAUCAGCUUUGUGCCUCUAUGAAUCUUCCAGAGUUCAAAGACCUUGGACUAACUUGUGCUGAAGACUUUUUCUACACUUCUCAGGGGGGUGACACAUCUAUCAGUGGUGUGGACGAUGCUGAUGACUUUGAGAAAACCAGGCAUGCCUUCACCCUGCUUGGAGUGAAGGAGUCUCAUCAGAUGACCAUUUUUAGGAUAAUUGCUGCCAUUCUGCACCUAGGGAACUUGGAAAUCCACGUGGAAAGCAGCAAGGACACUUGUACCAUAUUGAACGAGGACGAACACUUGAACAACUUCUGUAGCUUGCUGGGUGUGGAUUACAGCCAGAUGCAGCACUGGCUUUGCCACCUCAAGCUCGUCACCACGUUUGAGACCUAUGUGAAGAACAUGUCCUGGCAGCAGGUGGUGAACACCAGGGACGCCCUGGCCAAGCACAUCUACUCCCAGCUCUUCAAGUGGAUCGUGCAGCACAUCAACAAGGCCCUGCACACCUCCGUCAAGCAGCACUCCUUCAUCGGCGUGCUUGAUAUCUACGGAUUUGAAACUUUUGAAGUGAAUAGCUUUGAACAGUUUUGUAUCAACUAUGCGAAUGAAAAGCUCCAGCAACAGUUCAACUUGCACGUGUUUAAGCUGGAGCAAGAAGAGUAUAUGAAGGAGGGAAUCCCUUGGACUCUCAUAGACUUCUACGAUAACCAACCCUGCAUCGACCUUAUUGAAGCAAAACUGGGUAUCUUGGACCUACUGGAUGAAGAGUGCAAGGUUCCCAAAGGCACUGACCAGAACUGGGUGCAGAAGCUGUACAACCAGCACACCAGAAGCCAGCACUUCCAGAAGCCCCGCACGUCCAACACCUCCUUCAUCAUCCUGCACUUCGCCGAUAAGGUGAAAUACGAGAGCGAGGGAUUUCUGGAGAAGAACAGGGACACCGUGUAUGAGGAACAGAUCAACAUCCUGAAAGCCAGCAAGUAUCAAAUGGUAGCAAGCUUAUUCCAAGAUGAGAACAAUGCUGCACCAUCCACUUCCAUAAGAAAGGGAACAGCCAAACUCAGCAUCCGUUCUACAAGACCAGCCAUCAAAUCUGCCAAUAAGGAGCACAAGAAGACAGUGGGGCACCAGUUCCGCAACUCGCUGCAUUUGCUCAUGGAGACUCUGAAUACCACCACCCCGCACUACGUGCGCUGCAUCAAGCCGAAUGAUGAGAAGCUCUCUUUUAAAUUUGAUCCGAAGAGAGUGGUGCAGCAGCUGAGAGCCUGUGGAGUGCUGGAGACCAUCCGCAUCAGUGCUGCUGGCUUCCCAUCCAGAUGGUCCUACCACAACUUUCUGAAUAGGUAUCGUGUUCUUAUGAAAAAGAGAGACCUCUCUAAGAAAGACAAGAAGCAGAUCUGUCUCACCCUGGUGGAAGAACUCAUUAAGGAUCCAGACAAGUUCCAGGUUGGACAUACCAAGAUCUUUUUCCGUUCAGGCCAGGUGGCAUAUCUGGAGAAAGUGCGAGCAGCUAAGUUGAGAGCUGCCACGAUCAUGAUUCAGAAGACAGUGCGGGGCUGGCUACAGAGGGUCAAGUACAAAAGGCUGAGACAAGCUGCAAUCGUCAUCCAGCGCUACACACGUGGGUUCCUGGCGCGGAGGCUUGCUGAGCACCUGAGGAGGACGAGAGCUGCCAUCAUCUUCCAGAAGCAGUACCGAAUGCUGCGGAUCUUCCGAGCUUUCCAGGGGAUCCGCAGCGCAACCAUCACCAUUCAGGCUUUUGCUCGGGGCAUGUUUGUCAGGAGGAUUUAUCACAAGAUCCUCGUGGAGCACAAAGCCACCAUCCUCCAGAAGUACGCCCGUGGCUGGCUGGCCCGCACUCACUUCCACCGAAUCAGGAGUGCCACCAUCGUCCUGCAGUGCUACUACCGGUGCAUGAAGGCCAGGCAGGAGCUGAAGGCACUGAAGAUCGAGGCCCGCUCAGCUCAGCACCUGAAAAAGCUCAACAUUGGCAUGGAGAACAAGGUGGUCCAGCUUCAAAGGAAGAUUGAUGAGCAGAACAAGGAAUACAAGCUUCUGAACGAGCAGCUCUCUGCCCUCACAUCUGCCCACUCCUCCGAGGUGGAAAAGCUGAAGAAGGAACUGGUGCAAUAUAAACAGAGCCACCAGGGUGAUGACAGCCAGCUUCUCAGCUUUCAAGAAGAGUUGGAGCACCUCCGGCUGGAGCUUGAAAAAGCUCAUGGCGAGAGGAAGGUUGUGGAAGACACCUACAUGAAGGAGAAAGACCUACUGAGAAAGCGUAUAUCUGACUUGGAAGAAGAAAAUGCUCUCCUGAAGCAGGAAAAAAGCACGUACCUGUAUCAAUAUGAAGACGGAUUUACACAAAGCAUGAUUGAGGAAAAUGGCCAGAUGAAGAAAGAGCUGGAAGAAGAGAGGUCUCGUUACCAGAACCUGGUAAAAGAGUAUUCGAGGCUGGAGCAUUCGUAUGACAACUUGCAGGAUGAAAUGAUUCUUAUGAAGCAAACAGCAGGGCACAGAAGAAGCCCAUCCAACCAAAGCAGUUUAGAGUCCGACUCCAAUUACCCAUCCGCAUCGACCUCUGAGAUAGGAGACACCGAGGAUGUAAUACAGCAAAUGGAGGAGAUUGGGGUGGAGAAAGCUGCUAUGGACAUGACAGUUUUCCUAAAGCUACAGAAGCGAGUGAGGGAGCUCGAGCAAGAGAGGAAAAAGCUGCAAACCGAGAUAGAGAAGACAGAGCAAGUGAGCAAGACAUCCCAGAGGCAAGAGCUGGAGUCAGAGAACAAGAAGCUGAAAAAUGAACUAAAUGAGCUGAGGAAGGCCAUUGCAGAUGGAGCAACCCAGAAUAGCUCAUCCAGCGAUGUGCAGGACAGGUACAACCUCCUACUGAACCAGCUGAAAUCUGCCAACGAGGAGCUGGAAGUGCGGAAGGAAGAGGUGCUCAUCCUGAGGACACAGAUUAUGAAGGCAGCCCAGCAGAAAGGGACAGAGAAGAACACGGAGAGCAUCCCCACCGAUGCCAGCUGGCCCAACAGUGACAAGCACAUUGGUCAGGAGGACGCGAUUGAAGCCUACCAGGGGAUGUGCAAGACAAACCGCAAGACUGAGGACUGGGGAUAUCUUAAUGAAGAUGGAGAGCUCGGCUUGGCUUAUCAAGGCUUAAAGCAAGUUGCCAGGUUGCUGGAAGCACAGCUCCAAGAUCAGAGAAGAGAGCAUGAGGAGGAGGUAGAAGCUCUGAAAAAACAGGUGGAUGCAAUGAAAGAAGAGAUGGAGAAACAGCAGCAGGCUGUCCUGCAGACCACCCUGCAGCUGUCUCCAAAGGUCCAGGUGGAAUUUGGAAUUCAGCAAGAAAUUACACGUCUCACCAAUGAAAAUCUGGAUCUUAAAGAAAUGCUAGAGAACUUGGAAAGCAAUGAAAUGAAGCUAAAGAAGCAGCUGAAGUUUUACGUGAAGAAGGUCAAAGAAUCCCAAAGCCCAAUACUGGCGGAAGGGUGGCAGCACGAGAGUAAAAUGCAAGCUGUUGUCCAGAGGAAGGAGAAAGAUUUUCAGGGCAUGUUGGAAUAUUUUAAAGAAGAUGAGCCACUCCUCAUCCAAAACCUCAUUAUAGAUCUCAAGCCCCAGGCAGUAUCUGCUACUGUUCCCUGCCUUCCUGCCUACAUCCUCUGCAUGUGCAUCAGACAUGCGGAUUACAUCAGUGAUGACCAGAAAGUGCACUCCUUGCUCACCUCCAGCAUCAAUGGCAUUAAAAAAGUGCUGAAGAAACACAACAAUGAUUUUGAGAUGACGUCAUUUUGGCUGGCAAAUACUUGCCGCCUCCUGCACUGUUUAAAGCAGUACAGUGGAGAUGAGGGUUUCAUGACACAAAACACACCUAAGCAGAAUGAGCACUGUCUGAAGAACUUUGACCUGACUGAGUACCGCCAGGUGCUGAGCCACCUCUCCAUCCAGAUCUACCAGCAGCUUAUCAAGGUAGCAGAGGGCAUACUCCAACCCAUGAUCGCAUCUGCAAUGUUGGAAAAUGAGAGCAUCCAGGGGCUCUCCAGUGUCAAAUCGAUGGGCUACAGAAAUCGCUCCUCCAGCAUGGCAGAUGGUGACAGCUCCUACAGCUUAGAUGCAGUCAUUCGCCAGCUGAACAUGUUCCACAGCAUCAUGUGUGACCAGGGACUGGAUCCGGAGAUCGUGCAGCAGAUCUUCAGGCAGCUAUUCUACAUGAUCAGUGCGAUCACCCUGAACAACCUCCUGCUGAGGAAGGAUGUCUGCUCGUGGAGCACAGGCAUGCAGCUAAGGUUUAACAUAAACCAGCUGGAGGAGUGGCUGCAUGGGAAGAAUCUGCAGCAGAGCGGAGCAGCACAAACUUUGGAGCCCUUGAUUCAGGCAGCACAGCUUCUACAGCUGAAAAAGAAAACCUCAGAAGAUGCUGAGGCCAUCUGCUCCUUGUGCACGUCACUCACGACCCAGCAGAUUGUCAAAAUACUUAAUCUCUACACUCCUAUGCAUGAGUUUGAAGAGCGUGUGACAGUAGCUUUCAUACGAAACAUCCAGACACACUUGCAAGAGCGAAAGGACCCUCCGCAGCUGCUGCUGGACUUCAAGCACAUGUUCCCAGUUUUGUUCCCGUUCAACCCAUCCUCCAUAACCAUGGAUUCAAUUCAUCUCCCUGCUUCUCUCAACUUGGAGUUUCUCAGGAAAGUCUGAAGAAAGUCUAAUUAAGCCCACCUCUCCUACUCGGAGACUGCCAGCGAAGAAAGAAAAAUCACAAAACAGAUUUUAGACACUCUUUAUGGACCAAACAGGCUUAUGGAAGAACCAAUACACAGUAAUACAUGGAUGCUAAACCAUACAGUAAGAAAGAGACUGAUCUGUAUGUGAUUUUUGGGUAAUUUGCAACUUGGAAUAAGGAUACUUGAAAUGUAGACAUUUUUUACUGCUUGAUUUUAUGUUGACAUAGUUCAAAGCCCAUAACCAUCUCCAAAAGCCACUAACAAAAGAGAAGUGUGAGUGGGAGACAAGUUACUUCGAUCUUAUAGGUGUCCAUGAAGAAAUCACAGUUAAAUAAACAACAAAAUCUGAGACACGCUGCCUUGAAGGACAUGUAAUUUGCCUAAUAGCUAGGUGGUUUUGUAUGUAUUCAUAACGGGACAUGCAAUUCUGCCUCCUGUUCUUGCUAGUAACUGUAUCGUGGUACUUGAGUUGAGAAAGUAAACUGCAGAAGGUGCAAGUGUGUAUUAAGGUAACGAGCUUGGAUGCUGCUUGUUUCCACUGGCAUGGAAUUUGUCACAAAUUCUGUGUUUGAGAAAUGCUGGUGCUUUUCCUAACUACAUCCAGUACAUCUGCUUCAUGUAAAUUCAAAUAAAUUGGCAGUUUGGACUUUCUUCCAGCACCAGAUUUACCUUAGUCACUUGAAAAGGUUUUGUCCUACUGAAAUAAUCUCAAGGCAAGGGACUGCUUUAGGCCGUCUGCUUCUAGUAUAGACAGGCAUCAUCCUGAUCCCUACUGUUGGCUUUCCUGUGCUUUUCAAAGCCAAAAAUUUUCAUCCAGUGUCUGUCAAGACUCUUAGACCUCUUACAUGGCUUGUAUCAGAAAGCAGCCCAGUUUAAUCAUCAGGUCUCCAGUCCUACUUAUGUUCAGUGGGCUAGUCCUAGCCAUAGCAGUCUAUGGAAAAAUCUGUUCAGUGCAGUAGCCAUCUGAAAUGUUACCUAUUGUGAUGAAAAAUACUAACAAACAAACAAAAAGUUUUAAAACAAGAGGGAACGGAUGAGCAAUGAAAUGUCUUAACACAAACAAAGCUGUAAGAUAGUGGGUUAGUCUGUUUCUUUAAGAGCAAACAUGAACUCUUUGUCUGCAACAACCUUAAACGUGUCAGUUCAAUUCAAAUUCUGUUAGGAUUUUUUUUUUUUUUUUACAAUACAAACCAACCCUCUGACCUCGCCAGGUGAACGCUGAAAGGGGCCAGCCACUCAGAAAAGCAGUCACUGAUUUUGCUUGGUACUUACCAUGUGGUGUGGAAUCCCCAGUUGCUGUGGAGCUAUGCUUUGCCAAAGUGCAGCGAGGAUGACUGGCAGCAGCGAGCAAAAGCCAUGCUCAUCCCAGCACAGUGAGCAUUUCUCCCUUGCCACUUCGCUCCCUUCCGCUCGGUCUUGUCCAAGCAGAUCUGAACUUAACCUGCUUUUGUGGUUGCGGUUCCUGGAGUCUCAGCAAUUCUCUGCCUCUGACUGUGUUUAGCUGGCGUAAAUCAUACCCAAACAGCAGAUCAAUUUAUGACCAGGUGACCUGUCUGCUCAGAGGAUUAAAACAGAAUAUGAAGUCUUUUUAAAGAUACACUAAAUCCCACCAUGCUGCAGUCACUGUUUUAGACAAGGAGUGCAUUUUGAUUUAGACAUAAUGUAUAUAAUGUAGAUACAAACUGUAAUAGUCCUGUAUGUACUAUACAUGUAUAUUACUAUCCCAAAAGCACAUUUUAAAAGAAAAAGUUGUGUGCUGUGAAGAAUUAUAUUGGUCUAUGCCAUUAGGUAAAUACCUUGUUCCAAGCGGACUAUGGUUUAGUACAGCUGUUACCAGUGAAGGACAAAUUUAAGGCCGUUCCCUAGGAAGAAGUUAUCUUUUCUCCUGAGCAUCACCCAGCUAAUUACAGAAUAAAAUUUACUGCUUGCAGUACCAGCACUACCUCCAAACUCCAGUCCUUGAGCACUUGCAUCUACAGCGUAUACUCAGUAGUGCCUUCAUCUCCCCUUCAUGCACAAGGGUAACACCACCAUCUUGCUGUCUGUGCCUAGCAAGCCCACACUCUUCUCUCAGUUGCUCAGCUACAAUAUUAUUUGUUAUACCUACCUCUUUUCAGGUUUUGCAAGUGAAUGUUUUUGCAGUGCUCCAAAUUUAAUUUUUUAAUUGUAUCUUGUCUCUUUUUUACAUGCUACAGUAGUCAUCACAGGUUUUAAAAAAAAAAAAAAAAAAAAAAAGGCAGAAUUCGGUCUUUGUAAGGCAGUUUUAACAUGGAGCCAUUUAUCAGAAUUCAUCUUAGGCCAGCAGUUUCCUCUCAGGCUCUCUUCAGGUCUCUACCUCUCUCUGAUGUAAACUAUUCAGAGUACAGUUCCCAGCAGAUUGAUUAAACCAAUGCUUGUCAUUCAGACUAAAUGACAGGUUGCUCUGCAACAAUUUCCUUGCUGAUCUCAAUUAUAAAAUGUGGCUUACGGCCUUUUAGGGGAUAAUGGUCCUUCACUGGCAUUUUCAGGAUCACAAUUUAUGUGUACAAUGAAGAGACUUUCUUAAAAACUCUAGGUAUGUAUAGAUGGGAACGGGGAUUUAAUGUAUUGAUCUGUGCUAAUGUAGUUUAUCCAUUAAAAUCCAUCUGGAAGAGGACUCUGUAUGAAAUACCUUUAAUACAUGUUACUUUUUCUGCUAGCAAUUUUUAAAGGGUUUUUUUAAAUGUUAAUUUUGUUAAAUUGCUGUGCUCAAGCAUGCCUUUCCUCAGAUUGGCACUUAUUUAAAAAGCAAAUUUAACACAAAAUGUGGCUUAGAGAAAGCUGGUUGUUUUCCAGUCCUGUUCUUAGUUUUAUUAUUAAGCUGAACAUUUUCCCACUGUGUGCCUUUAGCUGUUACUAAGGUAACUGACUUUUCAACCGUUGUUCCUCUGAAACAAGUGUUAAAAUGUGGGAAUAUUUUAUUGUUCUGUCAUCAUAACCUGUUUGUGGAUUUUUAGGUCUGCUUGCAAAAUGUCACUCUGAGGAGGUCUGCAGAAACAAUAAGAAAAAAACAAUACUGACUCUUACUGAUUUUUGUAUGUAUUAUGUAUCUCAGAAAAUUACUAUUGGGGAUAAAAAACAAACAAACACCUAAAAAAAACAAAUCACACAAAACACCAUCACUACAAAACCAACUCUUCAAAGGCAAGUUCACGCAUCUGCCGUCUGGUCUACAGGAAGCAUCCAGAACAACUUAUGUGCUUCAUUUUCACCAGAAACUUGCUUUUUUUUUUUUUUUCUUUCAUUGGCAUUUUAUAGCUGAGGUUGCUUAUCCUUCACCUUGUAAAGCUGUUGUAGUCCUUGACUGUAGAAAACAACAUCAGACCUCAAGACUGAAUUAAUGCAAUCUUACAUCAUAAACAUCUUUUGCUCAUGUGAUUUAUUCCGUUUUAACUAAAAGUAUGAGCGAAACAGUAACAACAUGUGGGCGUGUUUCAGAGUUUAAGCAUAGUGGCCGCCUUUCCUGAUGCUGCAACUUAAACGCUGAAAUCACAUCACCACUAAAGUCUUUGCAAGGUAUGACCUUCCAUUUGUGUGAUUUGGAAAAAAUACAAGUGAAAAAGAUGCACUUGAAACAACAGGUCAUUCCUCCUCCAUUUUAAAAAAUGAACAAAACUGUGCAAACCUAUUCUUUCAAACCAUAUUUAACUGAAAAUUAGCAUUUUGUCAUUGCAUAUAAAUCUGAUUAAAAUUAAUUUUUUGAACUGCCAUGAACCUUUUUACUCCAACUUUGAUUCACAUGUGUAUUACAGUCAUAAUUUAUUUUUUUUUCCUGAAAGAAGUUCUAGCAACGUAGAUGGUAAGCAAAACAAUCCGGAGGACAUAGUCUUCAAUGAGUACACAAUUGAUAUCAAAAUGUAAAUGCCAGUUGACAAAAACUUCAAAAUUAUGUGAAAUUAGAAGAAACACCAAAUUAUCCAAAUAUGUGCUACUACACUGCAAUGUCUGGUUUGUUUGAAGGUUGGGGGGGGGGCUUGUGCAGUCUCGUUAUGUUAACAAACAGAAGCUAUAUAUGCUCUCAGAGAAGCUGAAUGAUAGACAGGAGUGAAUACUCUAGAUGAAAUACUACUGCUUAUAAAAUAUUUUUCCAGUUUGAACAAAAUCUGUAAACUACACCUUUAUAAGAAAAUGCUUGUAAUAGUCACUCUAAUAUUGAGCUGCUGAUGAAAAAAAAAAAAUAUUGUGAAAUAAACUUUUGAAGAAAUUGUGACUUUUGGUCAAAAAUGGGGAUGUUAAAUAAACCUUUCAAUGUUUACUUCUAUGUAUUUGAAACAUUUCUAUUUUAAAAAUAAAAAGGACUUUGCAAACACAAAUGAACAGUCUCAGAGCUUUUACUUAUGAAUUUUGAAGUUUUAGAAGUUAUAACUUAAUUUCAGAGGUGCUUAAAUAUUGUGAGCUAAUUAGAAACCGCGUGGGGUAUCUUAUGGCCCUGAAGGCAGUUGCAAAUGAAGGGAGAGGAGGGGAUGCAGUGCCGGCCCCUGUGCAUGGGCUUAAAUAAGGUUUAGUCAGUGGCAGAGAAAGAAAAUUCAGUAAAACCCUCUGCUUUUUUUUUUUUUUAAUACAAAGUUGCAUAUUGCUGUACAUACACUGAUCUCCAGAUUCAUGAAAUCAUUGGAAUUAUUGUAGGGAAAGCUGUUGCAAGACUGUUUUAAUCAAAAAUGGGAUUGCUUGCAGGAAAAAUUUUUUUCUUCUAGAGAAGUUAUAAAACCUAGACUGCAUCAAUGAAGGCGUAUGGCAGCUUUCAUCUGGAC
Molecule: messenger RNA, 10330 nt
Organism: Athene cunicularia (burrowing owl)
Lineage: Eukaryota; Metazoa; Chordata; Aves; Strigiformes; Strigidae
Gene: MYO5B
Product: myosin VB
Exons: 39
Coding region: 76-5535 (1819 amino acids)
Biological process (GO): actin filament organization; vesicle transport along actin filament
Cellular component (GO): cytoplasm; actin cytoskeleton; myosin complex
Molecular function (GO): microfilament motor activity; actin filament binding; ATP binding
Source: RefSeq, a predicted model, not a curated record